AUGGAAGUGUGGUGGUUUUCUCGAGUAAUAGCUCAUCAUCCUUGUACCAUUUUAAUGGCAAUACUUAUUUUCUCUUCAACAUGUUUGAUUGUUCCUUUAGCUGUUAAAAAGUUUCCAGACUUCUCAGAUCCUCAAUUAGGUUUUGAAGCAAGAGGUACAAUAUUAGCACAAAGGCUUAUAGCUUGGCAAAAUUUAUUAGAAGCAAAUAAACCAAAAGGACAGUUAAUUGAUAAUCCUUUAGAAUAUUACAAUUAUGUGCAACAAUUAAAUCAACAGAAUUCUAUUAAUAUACAAAAUCAUAGCUGGGUUGGCCAGGGUAUCAUAAGGAAAAAACCUAAAAACAAGAAAAAAGGAGGAAAAAAAUUUCAAAAACAAGCAAAUAAUAAAGAAGAAGAAAUAAAUAAAAUUGAAGUUAAAGAUAAAUGGGAAGAAUUGAUAGAGUUAAAAAACAAAAAUAAAUUCGAUAUUGUAAAGGAUUAUAAAAAUCAAGAUCAUGUGGAUAGUGAAAAUUUUUUUUGUAAUUUACCAUCUUCUGCUUAUGCACGUGUGGUUAUUGGUAGAAACUCUAAAGAUACAAAUUUAUGGUCAAUGGAAGGUGUAUUAGCACAAUGUUAUAUUGAUGCAGAGAUUAGAUCAAAUUCUCACUUUUCUUCAUUAUGCCAAGUAGAGCACAAUAAUGCAGAACAGAAAUGUUGUAGAAGUUGGUCACCAGCAAAUUAUGUUGCACUUUUGUCCAAUAGAAGUUCUUGCUUGGGUGUGACAGAAAAUGAUCUUGGUCGGGUAGAAACACUUUUAAAAAGAUGUGUUUAUUUUUAUCAAAAUCAUCAUUUAACAUCAAAUUGUGCAGAAGACUUGAAUUGUCAAAGACAUGUUCCAGCUGAAUGUUACAUGCAUAAUGCAGCCUAUCAUUUGUUACAUUACUUAUUGGAUGUUGAUUUUAUUUCAGAUCAUAAGCAAGAUUCUCAAAAUGAAUUAAACUCAACAUUAAGAUAUGGCAUGUUAUUUUUGCCCAUUGCUGCAAGUUCUGCCACUUUAGAUUUUUAUAAAGGAUUAAACAAUGGUGGUUUAUCUUACGGAAAAUUUUGCGUGAAAGGAAUGCAGUUGGGUUUAAAAAGUACACUGUUUGAUCGAUUAUUGGUGUCAGAUUCUAUUUUAUUGCUUACUGGUUUUGCCUUUGUAACAAUUUGUAUAUGGGCAUAUACUGGCUCUUUAUUAUUAACUAUCACAACAAUUAUUGCAGUAAUUUUUAGUCUUGGCAUUUCAUAUGCAUUGUAUACUUUAGUUUUACAUAUUAAGUUUUUCCCAUUUAUGAAUCUAUUGGCAAUCAUCGUAGCUGUUGGAAUAGGAGCAGAUGAUGCAUUUAUAUAUUGUAAAAUUUGGGAGAGAGGAAAGCAACAAAAAAUAUCAAGUAAUGGAUUGGUUAGAUUGGUGCAAGAAACAAUGAAACAUGCUAUUCCAUCUAUGUUUGUUACAUCUUUAACUACUGCAGUAGCAUUCUUUGCAUCAGUUGUUAGCAAUGUUACCGCUAUAAAUUGUUUCAGUUUAUUUUCAGGCAUAACCGUCAUUGCGAACUUCUUUUUAAUGAUUACUUGGUUGCCGGCAUGUGUCGUUGUAUCAGAACGAUGCAGAUUAGGUGUUUUAUCACCUACAAAUUUUAUAACGCGAAAAAUUAUACGACCUUUACGACUGUUUGGGGAUAAAGUAACAAUAGGUUUUAAUACUUUCCUUACGAGGACAGUUAUUAAUUUUCGAUGGUGUUGGCUGUUAAGCCUGGGUAUCAUAGCAGUAAUAUGUUGUAUUAUUGUUUUUCAAUAUCCAGGCCUACAAUUGCCAGAUACUGCUAAUUUCCAAUUAUUUGAUAGUUCUCAUCCAUUCGAAAAAUAUGACCUAAUAUAUUCUCGUAAAUUCUGGUUUGAAAAACACGAAACAAUUGACAAUGGAGAUGUACUGCCAUUGAGAUUUGUAUGGGGCAUUAAACCAAUUGAUAACGGCAAUUAUUUAGAUCCUGGUCUAAUUGGUACACCAGAAUGGGAUGAAUCUUUUGAUGUAUCUCAUCCAGAGUCACAAUUAUGGUUGGAAAAAUUUUGUCGCGAUUUACGAGCUCAACCUUUCUAUCGCAGUACUUUAGGACCUUUACUUCCUAAUUGUUUUAUUGAAUCAUUAAAUAACUGGAUGCAACGACGUUGUGAAGAUCCUAUUGACUCACAUAUUAAUUAUAUGCCAUGUUGUGAAAAAAGUACAUUUCCAUAUAAUGCAAGCACGUUACAACGAUGUGCAGCUGCAGCUAGUGCGGAAAUGUAUCGCACACCUUCGUACUUGUGGGUUCGUAAUGGUGUUUUUGCCGGUUUAAAAUUUUUAAAUGAACCAAAUCUCACGCAAUUACAAGUACUAAACGAAACAAAUGCUGUAAUAAUGCCAAUACCUAAAAUUAAAGCUCUAGUCGUCGAAUAUGACAGUAUAUAUAAUUACAGUCUUUCCUUUUCAAGUAUGGAUCAGUUUUUUCAUCAGGUUGAAUCUUGGAUGCAAGAUCAGUUACGAAAUGCUCCAUUGGGAAUGCGCGGUGGGUGGUUUGUUAGUAGACUAGAAUUUUAUGAAUUACAGCGAACAUUGUAUGAAGGUACUCUUUGGGCAAUGGGAGUUUCAUUAAUCCUAGCUCUCGUAGUAUUGGCCUUUGUGACCUUCAAUCCUCUUAUCAGUCUAUACGCGAUUCUAACAAUUGGUGCUGAAAUUACAGUAACAGUUGCUGGUCUAAUUCUUCUUGGUUGGAAACUAAAUGUCUUAGAAAGUGUUGCUGUAUCUACAGCAAUAGGUUUAACUGUAGAUUUUAAUUUGCAUUAUGUAGUAAGUUAUAGAGCGUGUACUUCUAAAGAGAGAAAGGAUAGAGUAAAAACAGCCCUUACACAAAUGGGUGGUCCAACAUUAAUGGCUUCUCUUACAAGCGGUGCCGCUGGUGCUCUUAUGUUACCUUCAUGCGUAUUGGCAUACAUUCAAAUUGGUAUAUUUUUAUUACUCGUUAUGGGUGUGAGUUGGAUCUAUGCUACAUUUUUUCUGUGUCCAGUACUAGCAAUUAUAGGUCCAUCAUCUCAUUUUGCUCAGUUUCAAUAUCCAAGAGCUGAAUACAAUAUCGGCGGCCUCGGUACAAGUCGAUGGCUAGAAGCGCUUUGGGAACCAGCUGCACAAUUGUAUACCUUGCCAAAUGCGCUUGAUAUGUUGGAUGUGACUGGCGAUGGAGAUGCUAGGCUUAUUUGCGCCGAUUUGGGGACACUCAGUGUCAAUUCUGCUAAAAUACGAGUUUACAAAGGAGGCGAUCAAGUGACGGAACACAACAUGAUAAAUCCACCCUGCGGAGUGGUUGGUUUUUACACGGAAAACGGGGAACCCCGAUCGUCCGUGUUAGCAGUGGGAGUUGGUUCUAGCAUUUGGCACAAGGCUGGACUAGACGAAGAAUUAAACGUGCUCACGUUAGCCGACGAGCUGGAUCUAUUGUUAAAAGAACUCGGAGCAGGAUUUAUCUCUCCACGUACAUUAAAAUUUCUAUCUAUGGACCCAAAUUUAAGACCCAGCUUCGCGGAGCAAUACAGAAGAGUUCCAUUGGUUAAAAGCAACCCUUUACCCGCUCUUGCCGUGAUACGAAAAGACACGUGGAACGAUCCAGCAUGUGGUUGUCUUGUACUAGGCACAGAAUUUGGAGAAAUGCUUAUUUUAGAUCCUCGGACGUUUUCCGUGAUGGAUAAACACUUGUUAGAAUGGCCUCCAGUCGCGUUUGCUUGCACUGGUUUAUGGGCAGGCGAUGGAAGGAUAUUAAUGAUUGGGAGAGACGGAAGAAUAGGCGCGGUAAGAAAGGGAAGUCCAGUGAAACUUUGGGAAAAAUUACCCUCACCAGCUGUGAAUAUUUCGACGCUUAAUAAUAACGGAAUCGCGGUAACCAUUAUGGAUGGAACUUUGAUUGGUUUCUCAAGAAAGGGGAUUAAACUUUGGCACGUUCAAGUUCCGGGAGCGAUUUUGGACUCAGUGAGCCUGCCAGUACCACAAAUCGGACUCUCUUUGCUCGCAGUAAGCACUGCUGGAUACGGUAUUCGAGUGUACGAUGGAAAACAUCAUGUGGACACGUUGAAAAUUACGGAACCUGUGUCCGCGAUGAAGUACGGUCGAAUGGGCCAAGAGGAACGAACAAUGGCGAUGGUGACCAUCGGAGGUGGACUUUGCGUAAAAAUUCUAAAACGUACUGCCAACUUCAACACUCAUAAUACAGCAUCGAAUUCAACGUUGAGUGACGGUUCUAGAUUUGUAAUACCAAAAAAAACGCGAUUGUUUGUCGAGCAAACGAUACGCGAGAGGUCAGAGGCGAAGAAGAUUCACACUACUUUUCAACAAGGUCUUCUUCGACUACGACUAAUGGUGGCUAAAAAGGCAGUCGAAUCUUUGAAUAACAGUCAAGGCGCUGGAUCACAUAUGAUUACCAUGGAAGCCACCGUUUUAGGACUAGGACCGAAUUACCAGAUUCGAGUAUCACUCACUAAUAUAUCCGACGAAUUGUCCGACACAGACUUGUACAUCGUUUGUAGAAGCGAGAACACGGAUGUGAAUCCACACGUGUCGGAUGUGCCUCUGUUACCAAGCGGAAUUCCGAUUCCUUUGGUCGUUCGUGCAUCUUUAAAAGGCAUAAUAUCCGGGAAAGUGGAGAUUCUGCUGUGUAAGAAAUCAAGAACGAAACCACUAAUUGUGACGACAGUGAUCUUGCCUGCUGCCGAAGAAGACAUCGAAGUUUAA
Molecule: messenger RNA, 4770 nt
Organism: Habropoda laboriosa
Lineage: Eukaryota; Metazoa; Arthropoda; Insecta; Hymenoptera; Apidae
Product: protein dispatched-like
Exons: 15
Coding region: 1-4770 (1589 amino acids)
Cellular component (GO): membrane
Source: RefSeq, a predicted model, not a curated record